Molecule: messenger RNA, 3122 nt
Organism: Fomitopsis serialis
Lineage: Eukaryota; Fungi; Basidiomycota; Agaricomycetes; Polyporales; Fomitopsidaceae
Product: beta-glucosidase
Exons: 8
Coding region: 129-2870 (913 amino acids)
Biological process (GO): glucan catabolic process
Molecular function (GO): beta-glucosidase activity
Source: RefSeq, a predicted model, not a curated record
GGCCGCCGGCGAUGGGAAUGCCGUAGGCUUGGAACGUGCGGCGAGGUUGGCCAUAAAACUCCACGCACGACCCGAGCAAUUCCCGAGCAUCCCUCAGCCUCCCAACUCCAGCCUGAGCGGGCUCUACGAUGGCCGUCCUCCUCACCGCGCGGCUCGCGGCCCUCGCGGCCCUCCUCGUCGUCGCUGUCUCGGGCCAGUCCGAUAUCUCUAGCGCGGUUGCGUCUUCCGCUGUGGCAUCCUCAGCAGCAGUCUCGUCUGCCAUAUCUUCGGUAGCUGUCUCCAGUGCUGUGUCCUCGGCUGCCGUCUCCAGUGCUGCUGCGUCCAGCGCCGUCUCUGCAGCUGCGCCUUCUGCUGCAGCCACAAGUGGUGAUGUCGGGGAAGUCUCCGGUGUCUCGUACACCGUCUCGGAUACAUACACCAUCUACGGUAUUCCCGCCCCGACUAACCCUGCGUCUGUCGCAUCCUCGCCCACGGCCGGCGGCGAACCCCCCUAUAAUACUGGUCUCGGAACUGAAGUUGGCUGGCAGACGCUCUCAGUUUCCUCAUACGCCUUCACGUCCUACCCGGUCGCCUCUCCGACGGCCGACCCGCCGGUCUAUCCUGCGCUCUCCCCGCUCUACCCACCUGCGGUGGUUAAUGCCGGCCCGCAGAUCGUCCCUGACUUCUCCGAUGCCUGGGACGCCGCGUUCGCACGCGCAGAAGCGUUUGUCAGCACGCUCACGCUCGAACAGAAGGUGAACGUUACCACAGGUACCUACUGGGAGCAGGGCCUCUGCGUCGGCAACAUCGGUCAGGUCGGCGAUUGGCCUGGGCUCUGCCUGCAGGAUUCGCCGCUCGGCGUGCGCUACACGAAUCUCAACACGGUGUUUCCAGCAGGCAUUAUGACUGCAGCAACGUGGAAUCGCACGGCGAUGCGUCUUCGUGGCCAGCAGAUGGGCGAGGAAUUCCGCGGGAAGGGCGUCAACGUGCAACUCGGUCCGAUGAUGAACAUGGGUCGUGUUGCGCAGGGUGGCCGUAACUGGGAGGGAUUUGGCACGGAUGCCUUCCUGAGCGGCGAAGCAGCUUAUGAGACGACGCUCGGCAUUCAGUCUGCAGGCGUGCAGGCGUGCGCGAAGCACUACAUCGACUAUGAGCAGGAGUACAAGCGCACGCAGGAGUCGUCCAACGUCGAUGACCGUACGAAUCACGAGAUCUACCUCAAGCCCUUCCUGCGCGCGGUGAUGGCGGGUACGGCGAGCGUCAUGUGCAGUUACAACAUGAUCAACGACACGUAUGCGUGCGAGAACGACAGGACGUUGAACCAGCUGCUGAAGAGCGAGCUCGGCUUCCGUGGAUACAUCAUGUCUGACUGGGGAGGACAGGAGAGCACUCUGAGUGCGAUGGCUGGUCUUGAUAUGACGAUGCCCGGAGACAUCACGCUCGGCUCCGGCACCUCGUGGUGGGGCCCGAACCUGACUGCGUUCGUCAACAACGCCACGAUCCCGUUGUCGCGCGUGGACGACAUGGCCACGCGUAUACUGGCAGGCUACUACCUCCUCGGCCAAGACCAGAAUUAUCCGAAUGUGUCCUUCAACGCCUUUAAUCCGUACGACACCGUGCACAACCUGAACGUCGACGUGCAGGCGGACCACUACAAGAUCGUGCGCGAGAUCGGUGCGGAAGGCGCAGUCCUGCUGAAGAACACGAACAACGCGCUCCCGCUCGCUGCACCACGCAGCAUCCUCGUCGUCGGCUCGGAUGCGGGCAACAACGCGAUGGGCGCGAACGGGUGCACAGACCGCGGUUGCGAUGAGGGCGUGCUGGGCAUCGGCUGGGGCUCGGGCUCCGCGAACUUCCCGUACUUGAUCUCACCAUUCGACGCUCUGCAGGAGCGCGCACGCCAGGAUGCAACGUCCAUCUCGAACUGGUACCUCGACUGGAACACGGAGGGUGUUGCGGCGAUCGCGAACCUGUCCGACGUCGCGCUCGUGUUUGUGAACUCGGACUCGGGCGAGGGGUACAUCACUGUGGAUGGCAACCUUGGCGACCGCAACAACCUGUCGCUCUGGCACAACGCGGAUAACUUGAUCAACGCAGUCGCGGCGCAGAACCCGAACACAAUCGUCAUCGCGCACUCCGUGGGCCCUUCGAUCAUCGAGCCGUGGGUUGAGAACCCGAACGUCACUGCUAUUGUCUGGGCAGGUGCUCCUGGCCAGGAAGCCGGCAACUCCAUUGUUGACGUCCUUUACGGCGCGUACAACCCGUCUGGGCGUCUGCCCUACACGAUCGCGAAGGCGCUCGAGGACUACGGCGUCUUCCUCGUGCUCGGCGGCGAGGGUGACACGCUUUUGAGCAUCCCGUACGAUGAGGGCCUGUUCUACGACUACCGGCGCUUCGAUCAGUACAACAUCACGCCGAGGUACGAGUUCGGGUUCGGGCUGUCGUACACGACGUUCGAGUACUCCAACCUGGCGACGACCGUCAUCCCGCAGGUGUACGACCCGACGUCCUGGGAUCUCGAAGCUGCGUGGGCGGAGGGUGCGCCGACACCGCAGGGCGAGGGCUCGUCCGUCGCGCUCUGGCUGCACCGCCCGUUCCUCAGUGUGCAGUUCGACCUGCAGAACACGGGCGCGCUCGCGGGCACGGAGAUCCCGCAGGUGUACGUGCACUUUCCCGCGGGCAGCGGCGAGCCACCGAGCUUGUUGAAGGGCUUCGAUACGGUGUACAUUGAAGCGGGCGCAUACCAGUCGGUUGAGAUCACAAUCAGCAGGUACGAGCUGAGCGUGUGGAACGUGGUGGCCCAGGGGUGGCAGAAGCCUAGCGGGGCGUUCACGCUGAGCGUCGGCGCGAGUUCGCGUGACUUCAAGCUGACGGGCGCGAUCCCUAUUUGAGGUGGGUAAGGUGAUAUAUGGACGAGUGUAACCUGUUGUUGUAAAAUGGGUGCCCGAUGGACUCCCUGGAAUUACGAACUCACGAAAGACUAAUGACCGUGGGACUAGUACUUGCUUCAAUUCCUACGGUGAACACUGUAGAUGAUGGUGGACUUUGUUGUUGUUACAUUCUCGCAUUCUCGCAUUCAUUGUUGUCGCACACAUUGCAAUGCAUCAUGGCUGCCGUACAUGGCUGCCGUACAUUCCUGCUCA